CUGGCCGCGCGGCCGUGGCGUUCUGGUCGCGUCCCUUCAGUUUAGGGUGAGCGGGUAGGGCUGGGAGAGGCGACGUGACGGGAACCCGUGUUCCAGAAGGAGGAGAGGCACAGGCUGAGCCGCCGCUCCUGCCCGGUGCCCGUCUGUUCUCAGUCCCCUUUCGAAACUCGGCUUGCUCUCAACUUCCCAGAUUCCUGUCACCCCUUUGCCUGUGGGUUUAUUCUUUAUAUUUCUGACCACGAUCUUCAUUAUUUCUUAGAGUAGCCUUUUUCCAUUGCCCUAUUCUCCUUCCCCUUCCUCCAUGGAAUUCUAUGAAUGGAAUGAUUUGAUGACAUGUACACUCUGCAUGUUGAAGUAGCUAGCUAUUCUAGAGAAAGUGUGUGCCCACACAAAGACAUGUGCAUGUCCAUAGCACUUUUCUUCAUGAAACAUGCUUGUGGGCAGGUAAACGACAUGCGAUGACCUCACAAUUGCAUUGCUGCUGGGUCAGGCAGCUCGAAACAUGGUUCUACAGGAAGAUGCCAUCUUGCACUCAGAAGAUAGUUUAAGGAAAAUGGCAAUAAUAACAACACAUCUUCAGUACCAGCAAGAAGCUAUUCAGAAGAACUGGAGUCUUACUGUGUUUCCAUGGUGGCCUCAAACUCGGGUUCAAGUGACCCUCCUCUGCCUUAGCCGCCCAAGUAACUGGGACAGACAGUUGUGCCGCAGUGCCAGACUCAGUUUAAACACUUCUGAGGCCCACGUGGACCGAGUGUUGAACAGUCUCCUGACCUGCAGGACCAGCUGAGUCAUUUAUUGAAGUAGUGUGUCACAAAGCGCUUGACUCCUUUGUCUGAGGAGGAGGAGGCUGUGGGCUUGGAUCCAUUUUCAUCUCCAAAAAUUCAUCUAGAAAAGAUUUGUGAAAAGAAGCCAGGUGACUGAACUUGGAAUCACUUCUUUUGGUUUUUUGAGACAAGGUGUCUCUGUAUAGCCCCUGCCCAUCC
Messenger RNA from Onychomys torridus (southern grasshopper mouse), 983 nucleotides. It is a transcript of the gene Borcs7, whose product is annotated as BLOC-1 related complex subunit 7. The record is from RefSeq and is a predicted model, not a curated record. Bases 503 to 787 code for a protein of 94 amino acids. Gene Ontology annotation, cellular component: BORC complex. The transcript is spliced from 6 exons. Lineage: Eukaryota; Metazoa; Chordata; Mammalia; Rodentia; Cricetidae.